AGGAUGAUGAACGUGAUGACAAAGAGCUGAACAAUGUGAGGAUGUGUGGUUCUGGAAGAAACUGGAAUCUCGAAUUAAUUCAUAUGUGACAUUUCUGAAGAGGGAGCACAGUGACAAGAGAGGAUAAAAGAUAGCAGACACUCCCCUCCAACUCAUUUCUCCGUUCACUCAACUGCCAAGUACUGUACAAGAUGUGAAUUCAACGUCUACUCCAGGAGCAUCAAUGGACCUGCCAAUCGACCUCCUCAUCUUUCUCCUCCUCCUUGCCAUCAGUGGAGUUCUUGGAGCGUGCCCAGAUGGAUGCCAGUGCAAAGACAACAAAAUCCUUUGCCAUGGCAGGUCAAUCACAGAGUUUCCCUCCUCAGUGCCCGGUUCCACUACCACCUUCUACAUCUCCAACACCAACAUCACCGCUCUCAAACCUGAUGACUUGGCUGGUUUUGCCGAGGCCCUUGGCAUCUUUGUGGUCAAAGACACUGGGAUCAGAGAAGUAUUCCCUGGCACCUUUGACCUCACCCAUAACUUGGGUGCCCUGGGCUUCACAGGCACUGAGCUGAAUGACCUGCCUGAGGCCCUGUUUCUAAAUCUGGUGAAGCUGGAAUCUCUGACUCUGAGCGGCAACAAGCUCCUGGUGCUUCGCCCCGCCUGGCUUUACUCCCUCGCUGCUCUGAGGACCCUAGACUUCAGCAAGAACCUCAUCACGUCUGUACCAGAGAAGGCCUUUCGCUCUGUCACUCAGCUGGAGCAUCUCACCCUGGCCAGGAACGGCAUCAACCAACUCUACAGGGACACCUUCAGAGGCCUGAGCAAGAUCAAAUCCCUGCGUCUGAACCGGAACACUCUCAGGGAGAUCCCUGCUGGAGCGUUUGAUGACCUGGUAAGCCUGGAGGAGCUCUCUCUGCAGGAUAAUGCCAUCACUCAUCUCCCCGCUAACCUGUUCUCCCAGCUGCAGAGGCUAAAGAAGCUUUAUCUCUCCAGCAACCGGCUAUCUUCCCUCCCAGAGGGGAUUCUCCUCAACCUCCCUAACCUGGCCCAGAUCUCCCUGUAUGAGAACGAGCUCCAGAGUUUGUCCCCAGGAGUGUUCGGCCCCAUGGCCGUGAGGGAGCUGUGGCUGUAUGACAACCGGCUGACCCACCUGGAGGACCACACCUUCAGCAACCUGACCCAGCUGCGUCUGCUGGUACUGAGCCGGAACCAGAUCAGCUCUGUGUCUCCCGGGGCCUUCAGUGGGCUGGCAGAGCUGGGGGAAGUGUCCCUACACACCAACCUCCUCACCAGCCUGCAGGAAGGCACCUUCCAGGGGCAGCAUAAGCUGGUAAACAUCUCCCUGGAGCACAAUUACAUCCACUCCCUUCCUGCCAGGCUUCUCCAGGGCCACUCCCACCUUGGCCAGCUGGACCUCCACAACAACUCCCUCCUCAACCUGCCCUCAGAGCUCCUCAGCACCCUCACGGUGGCCAAUGAGGUGCUGCUCGCUGAAAAUCCCUGGAAGUGUGACCAGGACAUCGUGCCACUGCGGGACUGGCUGACACAGAACCCCACCAAGACUAACCUCAGUACUGUGGUGUGCCUCACGCCCUCUGUCUUAAGCGGUGACAGCAUAGCCGAACUGACUGACGAGGAGCUGACGUUGUCCACUCCGACCGCCGUCCCUGAUAUCACCCCGACAGAGAAGAGGAGGAAGCCCCACACCCCAGCUCCCAAGAGGAGCACCCCCCCCCCUGCUGCAGAGGCCACGCCCACGCCCACCCAGGAGCAGGGGGAGGACACCAGCAGUGGGCAGGGGAACGGAGAGGGUGUGUCCAGGAACACACAGAUCAUUAUCAUCGCGGUGGUCUGCACCGCCAUCAUCACCAGUCUCAUUGUCUGCUGCGUCUGCUGGAGGAGGAACAACAGAGGCAGCCGCAACCUUGGCCGCAGGAACAAAAACAACUCGGUCAUCUAGACUGGCCCAGAGGCCUGAGCACCACAUAAGAGGUGUACUGUACAGUUAUGCUGAGCACGCCAGAGCAAACACCCUGAUGCAGUUGUUCCCAAACAUCUUAGCACAGGAACCCGUCAUGUCUCUAUCAUGUCUCUUCAAGAACUCAUGACCAAGGACAGACUAGCUGGGGCCUGAUCCUUGGGGAACUCUACUUCGAUCGAAUAAGUUGUUCUGAUUGGGAUCCCAUUAUAUUAUAGUUAAGCCAUUUUGCAAGUCCCUCUUCAGCAAGCUUUCGGAGGUUUGAACAAUAUCUUGCACAAAUAACCAAAAAGAACAUCUCAUAAACCAACAUCUGGAAUAAUCAUAAUCAUAAUCAUCUGGAAAUUGCAUGGAUGGUACGCACAAAAUGCCAUUCAUCUUUUUUUCGAAACUGGUAAAAAAAGUUGAACGUAUACAAUUGAAGUCGGAAGUCACCAUACACGUGGGUUGGAGUCAUUAAAACUCGUUUUUCAACCACUCCAC
This is a messenger RNA of Salvelinus namaycush (lake trout), 2446 nucleotides long. Its product is annotated as leucine-rich repeat-containing protein 15-like. The record is from RefSeq and is a predicted model, not a curated record. The transcript is spliced from 3 exons. NCBI's taxonomy places the organism in Eukaryota, Metazoa, Chordata, Actinopteri, Salmoniformes, Salmonidae. Gene Ontology annotation, molecular function: protein binding. The coding region runs from base 224 to 1945 and encodes 573 amino acids.